AUGGCUCCUCACGACUUUGUAGAAUCGAAUUCACCCGGUGGAGAGAACAAAGCUACGUUCACCGUAUCAGACGAAGAAAAGGGCUCUCCAGCCGCGACCGACCCCGUCUACGAUGGUGACCAGUAUCUAGGCCAAGCACCCACCGAGGAGGAAUUAAACACCCUACGCAAAGUCCCGGGCCCGGUAUCAGGAUCCGGAUAUUGGCUAUGCACCGUUGAGUUUGCAGAGCGUGCCUCUUAUUAUGGCUGCACCUGGGUAUUUCAGAAUUUCAUUCAAUAUCCUCUGCCCCCCGAUGGGAAUGGCGCGGGAGCAUCGGCGCCAGGAUCGGAGAAGCCCGCAGGAGCACUAGGGCAGGGAUUGCAGGUCUCGUCCGCACUGACGCUGCUGUUCAAGUUCCUCGCGUACUGCAUUCCCAUCUUUGGCGGCUGGCUAGCGGAUACGAGGCUGGGUCGAUAUAAGACAAUCUGUAUCGGUGUGGUCAUUUGCGGUGUUUCGCAUAUUAUCAUGGUCGUCGGUGCGAUUCCGAGCAUAUUACAGGCUGGCCAUGGCAUGGCUCCGUUCAUUGUCAGUUUGUUGAUUCUCGCCUUCGGAGCUGGGAUAUUCAAACCUAAUAUCUCCCCGACUGUCAUGGAACAGGUCACCUUUAAGCAUCCCUACAUUAAGACGCUCAAGUCCGGAGAACGAGUCGUUGUCGAUCCUGAGACCACCAUCCAACGGCUUACACUCACAUUCUACGCUCUGAUCAACGUGGGUGCUUUCUUUGGACUGGCGACUAGCUACGCUGCGAAGCGUGUUGGUUAUUGGCUGGCAUUCCUCCUUCCCGGUAUCAUCUAUUUCUUGAUGCCGAUUAUCUUAGCCUUAGUAUACAAGAAGACGAUCAGAACACCCCCACAAGGCAACAUUCUCGGAGACACCCUGCGUGUCAUUAAAUUAGCCGUCCGGCAAAACGGAUUCCGGAAGUUCGGAUCGGUGGCGUAUUUUGACUCAGUCAAGCCAUCGGAGCUUGCACGGAAGGGUAUAGCAUCAUACAAGGGGAAGCCGAUCAGCUGGAAUGACGGGUUUGUGGACGACGUUCGUCGCACCCUGGUAGCCUGCCAGAUCUUCCUGUUCUACCCCCUCUAUUGGCUUAACAACGGGGGCAUCGGAAGUAUCACCAACUCCCAAGCCGGAUCAAUGACAACUAAAGGCGCACCAAAUGACCUCGUCAGCAACUUCAACCCUCUAACAAUUAUCAUCGCAUCACCCAUCCUCAACUACGGCCUCUAUCCCUUACUGCGUAAGCACCGAAUCGAAUUCGGCCCCAUAAAACGUAUCACCGUCGGCUUCAUCCUCGCUGCCCUGAGUUGCGUCGUCGGCGCCCUCCUCCAAUGGCGCGUUUACGAAACUUCACCUUGCGGCUACCACGCGACGGAAUGUGACAUCGGAAAUGGAGUCUCGCCGCUCUCCGUCUGGGCCCAGAUCCCGAUGUACGUUCUCCAGGCCCUGUCGGAGCUCUUUGCCGUUGUAAGCGGAUACGAACUGUCCUUUUCGCGGUCGCCGAAGAGGAUGCGCGCGUUGGUUGUCGCUCUCUUCCUUUUUAUGUCUGCCCUCUCGUCCGCGAUCAGUCAGGCUGUUCUUCCGGCGUUGGCGGAUCCGCAUCUGAUUUGGCCAUUUGUCGGGACUGCUGUCCCUGGAGUGCUUCUUGCGGGAGUGUUUUAUUGGAUGUAUCGGGAUCUAGAUAAGGAGAAGUUCUUGAGGGAGGAUUCGGAUAGUCAGCAGGAGAUUCUGUCGGAGAAGGAGAAGAAUUAG
Molecule: messenger RNA, 1788 nt
Organism: Aspergillus pseudotamarii
Lineage: Eukaryota; Fungi; Ascomycota; Eurotiomycetes; Eurotiales; Aspergillaceae
Product: POT family-domain-containing protein
Exons: 4
Coding region: 1-1788 (595 amino acids)
Biological process (GO): transmembrane transport
Cellular component (GO): membrane
Molecular function (GO): dipeptide transmembrane transporter activity
Source: RefSeq, a predicted model, not a curated record